UUUAGGACACGGAAGCGGUGGUGGAUACUGUGUUGAAUUGGAAAUAGACGGUAUAGUUUGUAUUAUACAGAUAAAAAUACAUAACAAUGGUGAAUGCUUGUUGUGUAACUAACUGCCAUAAUCGCACUCAUGACCGGCAUGGAAACCGUAUUUCAAAUGGAGUGCGAUUUUUCAGCUUUCCCGCCUGGAAACAACACGUUGGAUCUCAGGUCUCCGAGUUAACAAAGCGGCUUCGCAUGGCAUGGGUAGCAGCAGUAAGAUGGAAAAACAUCACCUUCAACAACAUUCCCCGACACAUGUUUGUUUGUUCACGGCAUUUUCACAAAGGCAAACCAGCCUAUGAAAUGCUAGAGUGUGAUCCUGACUGGGUACCAUCAUUACAUCUCGGGCACACAGAAGUUAAAGCAACGCACUCUGGGCGGUUUAACCAGAGAAAACAGAGACAGCAAGCUGUCACAGGGAAUAACGCUGCACCUGCACCACUUGAUCUAGCUGGCCAGAGACCAGAGAUGGAUGAAGCUGCAACACCAGAUGGUGCAUCACAGAUGGAUGACACUGGUUCAAAAGACAACACUGCAGAACAGCAGGAAUGUCUUUUUUGUAGCUGCAGGCGUGUCGAAAUUAACCGCUUGUUGAAGGAGAACAGGAGACUGAAGGAAGAGCUCUCUCAAAAGAAGAUGGAGGAGGAUUUCUUAAAAGAUGAUGACGUGAAGGUCAGGUACUACACUGGGCUUCCAUGUUUUGCGGUUCUGAUGGGUGUGCUGACACAGCUUCUUCCCUGCCUGCCACAGACCGGCCGAAAACUUUCACCUUUUCAGAUGCUCCUCUCAACUCUGAUGUGCCUGAGGCUGAAUCUGCCAAUCCAGCACAUUGCAUACCUGUUCUCUGUGGCUCGAAAGACUUUGUCCACCACAUUCAGAGAUACCAUAGGUACAAUGUUUACACAUCUCAAACCCUUGGUGCACUGGCCAGAGAGGCAUUGCUUGCAAACCACCAUGCCACAUCAGUUUGUAGAGGCUUUUGGCAAUCGUGUAGCAGUUAUUGUGGACUGCUUUGAAAUUCGCAUUGAAUGAGCAUCAAAUCUCAAAGCUAGAGCGCAGACAUUUUCCCACUACAAACACCAGCACACCAUAAAAUAUCUCAUUGGCAUUACACCACGGGAGCUAUCUCUUUCAUUUCCCAAGGGCGGAGAGGUCGUGUCAGUGACAAGCAUGUGACUGAGAAUAGUGGCCUUCUUAAUAAACUAUUGCCUGGGGACUUGGUGUUGGCAGAUCGCGGAUUUGACAUCAGAGACAGUGUUGGACUGAUGUGUGCAGAAGUGAAAAUACCUGCAUUCACAAGAGGAUACAGCCAGCUGGAUGCAAAAGAUGUAGAGGAGACAUGCCAGAUAGCUCACCUCAGGGUUCACGUGGAGAGGUUGAUUGGAUGUGUACGCACAAAGUACACCAUACUAAGUGGAAUUGUACCAGUGAGCAUGGUACUACCAUGUCAAGGUGAGGACAUGACAUUCCUUGACAAGAUUGUGACUGUAUGCUGUGCCUUGACUAAUAUGUGCCCUAGCGUUGUUAUGAAACCAUAAACUAUGACAUUAAACAUGUUCACUAUGCAUGAACAGCAUAUCCUGCGUUAUCAGUGUAAUUCAUGUUGCAUACCACCUGUUACCAUAAUA
Myxocyprinus asiaticus (Chinese sucker) is the source of this 1669-nucleotide messenger RNA. RefSeq lists its product as uncharacterized. Bases 87 to 1073 code for a protein of 328 amino acids. The transcript is spliced from 2 exons. The record is from RefSeq and is a predicted model, not a curated record. Lineage: Eukaryota; Metazoa; Chordata; Actinopteri; Cypriniformes; Catostomidae.